AUGGCGGCUAGCAACCGUCAAUCCCCCGAAGAUGUGGGAAUGGCCGACGCCCCAGAGAAGCCACCCGCCACGUCUGAAGAGCGCGAAAAGUUCAUGGAGCAAAAGUUCGCCAGCGUGCUGCGCCAAGAGAAGCGCACGCUCCGGAGCUUCUACGAUGCCCAGGAAAAGGGCGCCGCAAAGUGGCUCGUCAACAGAGGUGUCCAGGUUGUCUCGGCCUCCUGGUUCGAGUGGGAGGUUCACGUGAAGGUCUGGGCCAAACUUUCCGCUACAGGACCGAAACAGACCCAGCAGACCGACGUCGGAGAGUUUCCAUGGAUAUACGAAGAGCCCAGCAUGGCUCCCGACGGCCCGACCGACGCCUCCCAGUUGUUCGCCGAACUCAGACUCGCAAUCAUCAGAGAGAACAGCCUGCCAGCCCUCACCCGCAUCGAGAAGCGUCUUCCGUUGAUGAACGAAGAGCCGGAGAUGGCGCGCAACUUCAGGGGCGGAAUGGACCUCGCACUCCGCCAGGUUAUUUGGGACGAUGUCUUCCUCGGCGAGCCUUGUGUGCCUGGCCAUCCAUUCGAGGUAGUCAUCCCCUUCGCCGAGAAGCUCCGCACGCAUGGAGUCCUCGAUGCCGACGAGCUGCGAAAGCACCUCCCCGCCGCCGUUCACGGCCGAAUCAUCCGUCGCCUCAAUCCCAGCGGACACUACGUCUCAGUCAUCGUCUUCGGCCUCGCGCCCAACGCCUUCGAUAACCCGAUGAAUCGCAUGAACCUGGCUCUGAGCUACAACAUGGCGCUCAACUGGGCCAGGAAGAUCGUCGUCACCGGCACCAGCUGCCCUGUUUCCGACGCCUUCAAGAACUUCAUGAUCAGGCCCGUCCAGAAGGAAGGUGAAGGUGCUUCGCAGGUUGUUGGUCUAGCGGAGCAAAGGAACCAUGCCGCUUACCGCGUGGGCCACUGGCUGCAGCAGCAAAUCGCCCUCACCCCAGUCCAGGAUCGCUACAAGCUUUUGCAAAAGUGGUGCCAGCAGAAGCACACCAAUCUCGAGAACCUCACGCCGGUUGAGCUGAGAGAUGCCUGCCGCCUUGCUUGGGAGAAGAAGAUCUCGGAGUGGAUGACGGAGCGGGAGAUCACCAGCUGGUCAUGGAACAUGGAAACCUUCUACGCAAGACAGAUUGCAGCCGUCGACUGCUAA
Molecule: messenger RNA, 1179 nt
Organism: Colletotrichum chrysophilum
Lineage: Eukaryota; Fungi; Ascomycota; Sordariomycetes; Glomerellales; Glomerellaceae
Exons: 3
Coding region: 1-1179 (392 amino acids)
Source: RefSeq, a predicted model, not a curated record